Molecule: messenger RNA, 808 nt
Organism: Acanthoscelides obtectus
Lineage: Eukaryota; Metazoa; Arthropoda; Insecta; Coleoptera; Chrysomelidae
Source: the annotation of a GenBank genome assembly
UCUCCACUAAUCCGGUUACGGGCACGCUCCUCAUGCAUGAAGUAUUGAUCCACCUUUGUUUCUGACAAAAUCGUAGAAAAUCCAACCAGUUUCGAUUUUUUGUUAAUAACCUGAGCGAUAGCAAAGCGAAUGAAAAGAUUUUAGCGAAAUAGUAUUUCGAUUAAUUAAUCUCCAUUAUCCAGUAAGAAUGUCAAAUUGAAAGACGCGCAGUUUUGGAGUUUCUGAACUGGAAAGUUAUCCUGCGCAGUACGCUCGUGUGCAGCAUCUGAGAUGUGAAGGGGCAACAAAUUCGCGUUCAUCUCAGAUGUUUAGUAAAUAUAACAGCCCUUAUUCACCAGGAAAUUGAACUAUGUAUCCGCUGUUAUCAGUUUUGGUGGUGGCCAAGGUUGUGGUAUUAGCAUCUACUGUAUCGAGUACUUCCGUGAACAACAACUCGACAUUGAACUGUUAUCAGUGCAAGAAAACUUCGUUUACAGAGUGCCCAUCGACUGACCUUCAACCCUGCUCGCCAGAUCAAAAUAUAUGUGUAACGAUCAUCUCAAAAAGUGUGGCUGAUGGAUUUUACAUAAAACGAGAAUGUGGAAAAUCUCCAUGCAGAUUUGAAGAUGAAGACGUAAAUGUCAAUCUUGGAUUGGAAAGGUGCGACCUGAAAAAGAAGGAAUACUUUUGCUUCUUUUGUUGUAAAGAGAAUGGUUGUAAUAAAAAUAAUGAUGGACGGAUUAUAAGACCGGUAGAAAUGUUAUAUCUCAUUGUUUUGUAUGUACCUUUUUCAAUGUUCGUAAAUAAAUUGUGUCGAUAGUUUGAUAAA